Molecule: messenger RNA, 1965 nt
Organism: Drepanopeziza brunnea f. sp. 'multigermtubi' MB_m1
Lineage: Eukaryota; Fungi; Ascomycota; Leotiomycetes; Helotiales; Drepanopezizaceae
Source: RefSeq, a predicted model, not a curated record
AUGGCGCCUCUUAAUCCGGCCGCAGUACAGUGGCCCAAUUUUCCACGAAAGUCUAUACUGCCACCUGGUCGCGAUGCAGAGAGUAGGGAUCCCGCACAGUCAGCUGACGAACGCGACUUUGAAGAUGCCCAGUCUGCUGAUGAAAACGGCGGUGGAGCUGGCUUGGAGUUUGAUGAUCUUAUUGGCUCAUACUCAGUACCCUACGAUGACUUGGGCGAUAACGAUGCUUACUUCGACGUCUUCGACAGUACAGCCAUGUUAUCUCAUGAUACCCUGAAUAACGGUGGUAGUCUACCCGGCGGUGACACUAAUCUUCGUGAAGGGCCUCCAUUUCCCUUCGUCUUGAAAAAUACCUACCAUAACUUGGACAACAGCAAUAGUCUGUCUAGCAGCAACACGACCCUUCCAGAGGGACUCACCUUACCAGUGAUCUUGACUUGUCCCAAUUUACCAGGUGGAAUACCAAUCUUCAGACAGUUCGUCAAACCAAAGACUUACGCCAAGCGCCUCGUCAAACAGAAUGAGCAGUUCAACCUCUCGGCCGACGAAUUGAGGACGGCGUAUGUUAUUGCCGUGAAUAUGGCCAAGCCAUACGUGGAUCUUACCAAACUACCCAAGAGAAGCCGUCUUGAUCGUCUAAAUGAUGCAGACAGGCAGGCCAUAAUUGAUCUCGAAAUCCAGAAAGUCAUAGCCCAGAUCCAAACUGAUGAGAUAUUAAGCAAAGACGAGCAAAUUCAUCAUGUUCGGACAAUGAUUGCAGAGUCGCCCGACAACAAGAAUAUUGUAAAAUGGCUCGCCCGAGAGAAACGCUUAACUACACCCAAAACAAUUCUCGAUCCCGAGCCCAAUGUUCCUACAGUUCCCACUCUCAACAAGGAGGAGAGGACAAGACAACCCUGCUCGGAAAAUUUCAACGAUCCAUAUGAAUCUCGCGACGAUGCUCUCCUCCCAGCAGGUCUUUCCAUACCUUCCAUCAUAAUAAGUCACAAGAAAUCAACAGAACUCCCGAUUCUGAGACAGUUCGUCAGGCCAGAGACCUUCGCGCGGUGGGUUAUCCGGGACAACCAGCACCUCACUCUAACCACCGGUCAAAUCAAGGCCAUCUACAUUCACGCCGUCAAUGCAUCUAGAGAGUAUAUAGAUCUCAGCAACCUGCGAAAUCGUGGCCUAGAAGAAGCGGAGGUACAAGCUGAAGCUGAGCUGGAGAUCCAACAGGUCGUUGCACGGGUCCACGAAACCCCGCUGUUGAGCAAAAACGAACAGAUCGCGCAGAUACGGGCAAAGAUGGCGACGGCUAGCAGUGUUAAAAUGCUUGAUAAGCUACUCAGGCAGGAGCGCAGAUUGAAUACGCCAAGGGUCUCUCCGGCUUGCAAAAAUGAGAAAAAAUGGUCCGCUAAAGAGGCCAUGGCAAAGAAAUCAGCCUUCAGUGGCGAGCCCAAGAUCCGCAGGGUCAGGGAGAGCCUUGUUGGAAAAGAAACGGCAGAUGAUCCCGCUGGAAGCAUUAACAACUUCGGAGGAGUUACAGGUUCGGAUGGAAGCCAAGAAUCUGCUGUUAAUAUGGGGCCGACAAGUUCCAUCAAUACCGCGAAGCUCCAAGAGGACGGCAAUACAGAUCCAGAGAGGAGACGACUAGCUGAACAUGCUAGGGGGGAAAAGCAAGCAAAGAAGAGCAAAUUCGUGCAAGAUGAUGUGGACUUCUACGGAAGCCUGGGAGCCAUAGCUGACAACCCACUGGACUCCGACAGUGUAGCUGGAUCCGACGAUUCUCAGAACUCUAGAAUGCUUCCGCCGGCUGGAGAUUGGUACCCCAUCAACUAUGUGGAGGCUGAUGGGUGGCUGGAUGCGUACUUUGGGCCUAUGCCGGCUGAGAUCCGCUCUAUUAAGAAGGAUCGGGGGGAGUUUGACUUCUUGACGUACACUGUUCGGUACCUUACUGCCAUGAAGAAGGAGCGGGAUGGUGAGUGA